AUAACGAUGAAAAACACCUUUAAGCAGAUCAUUAAACCUAUCGGUUUAUAUAUUUGUUCAGAUCGAAUCUAGAUUCAGAUCAUUUAUGUGUGAGUAAUGAAGGAAAACCGACCUUUGCGAUAAAACUUGCUUUCUUGGAACAAUAUCUGUUACAAAUCCAGUCAACAGAUUAACAGUGUUUGUGUACCAGUGCUUCCGUCAACUACUACUUCAUUAUGAGUUCCGCCGUUAGUCAAACAACAGUCAUUAAAAAAGAAGACAAGCAAGUAAAAAUGACGGUAAAAACAAAAUUACCAGUGAAGAAAUUCGAAAACAGAGAAUCGCUACUUACUGAUCUUUUCCAAAAUCCUCACAUUAAGACUGUCCAACAUAUUUUUAUAGCCCUAUUUCUUGGUUUAUUAGCCAAUAGAUUGGCUUUGGAUUCGACAAAUUUUAAAAAGAGUUUCUUAGGCUUAAGACUGAUUAAAUUAUCAUUUGAUAAAUUACAUGUAGUUCUUCUAGUCUGGACUUUACAAUUUGUAUGUACUUGUCUCGUAUUUGUGUUUUUCCACGUUUGGGCAAGAGUGAGGCUCAGUUUCAAUCCGAAAACAAAAUCUAGGAAAUUGUGGGAUGUAGGUUGGAUUGCCACAGUUUUUUUCUAUUACGUUUUCGGGUUUAGAACGACAGCAUCGUUCGUCAACGAUUUUAAGCUGCCUGUUGCUUCAGCUGCAAUUCUCACUUUGGAAACUACAAGAAUGUUAAUGAAGGUUCAUUCUUUCAUAAGGGAGAACGUCGAAAAAGUUCUGUUGUAUAAAGAAAAGACAGAUGAAACACUAUCCCUGCCCAAAUUCUCGUCCUACCUAUACUUCUCAUUCGCCCCAACAUUAUUAUACAGAGAUGAGUACCCCAGGACGCCCAGCAUCAGAUGGAAGUUCGUGCUGGAAAACUUGGUGCAAAUCGUCCUGAUCGUGCUGACUUACAGCGUGGUCUUCGAGAACAUCCUCAUCCCGUGGUUCGAGGAGUUCGGAAUUAGGAAGUACACGAUCUGGGAGACGAUCACUUGCAUCUCGCAAACGUGCAUUCCUGCCAUGCUCCUGAAACUGUGCACGUUCUACCUCAUCCUCCACUGUUGGCAGAACAUGUUCUCCGAACUGCUCCGUUUCGGGGACCGUUUGUUCUACAGGGACUGGUGGACGGUGACCACCUACGGAGAAUACUUCAGAACGUGGAACAUUCUGGUCGGCGACUGGCUGUACACCUACAUCUACAAAGACAUGUAUGAGAUAGUGGUGCCGAGGAACAAGCUGGCAGCUAAAAUGGCCGUCUUUGUCGUGUCAGCAGUGGUGCACGAAUAUGUGCUGACUUACAUGUUCGGCUUCUUUUUCCCCUUCUUGUUUAUUUUGUUUCUCUUCGGGGGCGCCGGUCUGAGUUACGCCACAGUGCCGAAGAAUAAUUUGUUGAAUAUUUUGUUUUGGUACGGGUUGUCUGUGGGGACUGGGAUGCUGGUCAGCAUGUACUCGUUCGAAUUUAUGGCCAGGGCGAAUAACCCCACACUAAAUCCCAGUUUUGCUGACUUUUUUAUACCUAGGUUUUUUAGAUAUAUUGAGAUGUGAGUUUUAUUUAUUUUUUACAAAUAUAUAUAUAUUUUUAUUUCAA
This is a messenger RNA of Aethina tumida (small hive beetle), 1635 nucleotides long. Its product is annotated as sterol O-acyltransferase 1-like. The coding region runs from base 216 to 1592 and encodes 458 amino acids. The record is from RefSeq and is a predicted model, not a curated record. NCBI's taxonomy places the organism in Eukaryota, Metazoa, Arthropoda, Insecta, Coleoptera, Nitidulidae. Gene Ontology annotation, cellular component: endoplasmic reticulum membrane. Gene Ontology annotation, biological process: cholesterol metabolic process. The transcript is spliced from 7 exons.